Messenger RNA from Aquila chrysaetos chrysaetos, 4468 nucleotides. It is a transcript of the gene GOLIM4, whose product is annotated as golgi integral membrane protein 4. The record is from RefSeq and is a predicted model, not a curated record. The transcript has 16 exons. Gene Ontology annotation, cellular component: Golgi apparatus; Golgi membrane. The coding region runs from base 597 to 2690 and encodes 697 amino acids. NCBI's taxonomy places the organism in Eukaryota, Metazoa, Chordata, Aves, Accipitriformes, Accipitridae.
GGGACUUCCUUCGGGGAUCACCGCGGCGGGGGAGCCGCGGCGGAGCGGAGGUGACACGUAAGUGCGGGGCCGGGGAAGUUGCCUUUGUUCCUCUCAGGUAGCGGAGGCGGCGGCGGAGUCGGCCACCGGCCGGGCCGGGCUGAAGGCGCCGCCUGAGGAGAGAGCGGGGAGCCGCCCCCGCCCCGCCGCUCCGCUCCUCUCCUCCCCUGCCUCAGGCCGGGACAGUCAGCCGGUUGGCCGCCCCCCCGCUCCCGCCGCCGGAGGGGCGGGCGGCACCGGGCAGCCUUGCGGCCGCAGCAUGCGGCUGGGGAACCCGCCCCGAGCCGCGCAGAGUCCCGCCGGCUCCGCUCCGACGCGCAGGGCCCGCACGCAGGGGGAAGCCGCCCGGGGCGUCGCGGCCGCCGCGGUGCCCAGGGGCUGAGGCGCUCGGCCGGCUCCUCCCUCCCUCCCUCCUCUUCCUCCUCCUCCUCCUCCUCCUCCUCCCGGCGCGGGCCCGGGGCCUCCGAUGCCGCCGCCGCCUCCUCGUCGUCCGCCGCCUCCAGCUGCCCGCUGCUAAGCCGUGAGGGGCGGGGGGCCCUCGGGACCCCGCCGGGGACAUGGGCAACGGGAUGUGCUCCCGAAAACAGAAGCGGAUUUUCCAGACCCUCCUGCUCUUGACCGUGGUGUUCGGCUUCCUCUACGGGGCGAUGCUCUACUACGAGCUGCAGGGCCAGCUGAGGAAGGCUGAGGCCACGGCGCUCAAGUACCAGCAGCAUCAAGAGUCCCUCUCAGCUCAGUUACAAGUUGUAUAUGAGCACAGGUCAAGAUUAGAAAAGUCAUUACAAAAGGAAAGGCUUGAACAUAAGAAAGCAAAAGAAGAUUUUCUUGUUUAUAAACUAGAAGCACAGGAAACACUAAAUAAAGGAAGGCAAGACUCAAAUAGUCGAUACAGUGCACUCAGUGUACAACACCAGAUGUUGAAGAGUCAACAUGAAGAACUAAAGAAACAGCAUGCUGACCUUGAGGAAGAUCACCGAAAACAAGGAGAAGAGUUUAGCAGAACAUUCAGUGAUCACAAGGAGAGAUACUUGCAACUGCAGCAGGAAAAAGAGCAGGAGAUCUCUAAGCUGAAGGAAUCCCUGUAUAACUUACGGGAGGAGAACAGACAGUUGAGAAAAGCUCACCAAGACAUUCACACCCAGCUACAAGAUGUCAAGCAACAGCAUAAGAACUUACUCUCCCAACACAACCAGCUUGUAGUGACAUUGGAAGACCACAAGAGUGCACUAGCUGCUGCACAGUCCCAGGUGGAGGAAUACAAACAGUUGAAGGACACGCUCAACAAAAUGCCAAGUUUCCGACAGCCUGAGAAGUUAGAACGACCAAAUGAGCAACCAGAGGUGCGAGCACCGUCUCCCCGCAGUGACUUGCCAACGCACCAUGAAGCUGUGGCUGAAGAGCAGAAGGAGAAUGAGAAGCCAAAAGAGAGAGAAGAAAUAAAUACCCAGGAAAAAGAAGACAGAGCUGAGCCUUUUCAUCUGCAAAGAAGGGCUAACGAGGGCCGGCGUGCCAAAGAACUAAAUAUUCAGGAGCAACAGGAAGCUGGAGAGGAUGAUGAGCAACGUGUUGAUCAAGUUGAAGAGGAACGCAAAAAAGAACUUGAAGAGGAAGAAAUGGAGCAGGCAGGUCAGCCUGAGCACUUGGAGGAGGAACAGGAUCAAGUACCAGAAGAGCAUGAGUGGAAAAGACAGGAACAGAAAGAAGAAGAAACGAACAUGUUGGGUGAUCACCUCCAUUCAGAGAUAACGUCAACAAAAGCUGUAACAAAAAGACAUAAGCCAGCUUAUGAACAACAACUAGAGCAGCAACAGCUUGCAGCCCAAAGAGCAGAGGAAGCCAAUCAGCUACGAGAACAUCAGGAAUCACUACACCAGCAAAGACUGCAAGGACAGCUAUUACGGCAGCAACAGCUUCAAGAAAAAGAGCUUCAACUGCAGAAACAGGCAGAACAAGGAGAAAAACUCUAUAAAAACCAGCUAAGCCAACAGGCUCAUUAUGAUAACAUGGACCAUGAUAUUGUACAAGGGGAAGAAGAGCAAGGUAUUCAGGAAGAGGAAGGAGCUUAUGAACGUGACCACCACCACCAGGAUGAAGGUGAAGAUGAUGAUCAAAAUAAUCCAAAUGAACAGCAAGAACCAGAACAUCAAGUAGAAAAUCAGCAGGCUGAUGAAUCAUUACAGAAAGCAGCCGUGGAAGAUGUGAAUCCUGCUGAUGACCCCAACAAUCAGGGAGAAGAUGAAUUUGAGGAAGCUGAGCAAGAGAGAGAAGAAAAUCUACCAGAUGAAAAUGAAAAGCACAAGCAAACCAGUCAGAAACAAGGACAUCCAGGAAUGGAAGAGCACCUAGUGAUGGCAGGAAAUCCUGACCAGCAGGAAGAUAAUGUGGAUGAACAAUACCAGGAAGAGGGAGAAGAGGAGAUCCAGGAAGAUUUGACUGAAGAGAAGAAACGAGAACUGGAACGCAAUGCUGAAGAGCCAUAUGGUGAAAAUGACGAAAAUGCAGAUGAAAAGAGUAACAGAGGAGCAGAUCAAGAAAUGCAAGAAGAGAACAACCAGAAAGAAGUUCAUGAAGAAAAUUAUGAGGAGGAAGAGGAGGAAGAGGAGGAAGGCCGAGCUGUUGCAGCAAAAACUCGUAGACGAGGGGAGAUGUAGUCUUUUUUUUUUAAGCACACAAAUUCCUGUGUUUUGGUUUUUGUUUAUUUUAAAAAAACCAACAACUUUUUUAGGAUAUUUAAUUUCCAAAAAAGUUUGUGUUUUACACUUUUUACUUUUCUAUUAGAUGCUCUCAUAUGUUUAUAUGAAUAUGGUAUUUUGAUACUCUAGCUUAGGAUUUCUUUUCUAUUAAAACUGUACAUAAACAGACAUCAUAGGUUUAAUUUUUUGUAAUGCUGGGCAUGUUUUAUAAAGGCCAUCUUGGAAUACACUUUUACCUUGUCCAAGCCUGACAGAGGCGUUUGGUCUAAUUUCAGAUACAUUCAACACUUGAGGGAAUAUAUCUAGUGCCUAAACCCAGUCGACAUUAGUCACCCCAACUCUCAUUGUCUUCCUUGACACAACUUUUAUGACUAAUGGCUGGCCACACUACCCGUCCAAGGCACGAUCUGCGGUGCUCGUAGAGGCCCAGGGGUAGUUUCAUUCAUUAUUAUCUCAUGAGAUUCUUCAAAUCCUUGAAGAUAAGCACAUGCCUAGCAAUCUGCAGGACCAGGCCUUUUAUGGUGCAGAACAGUUAUAAAAUAUGCAAGUUUUACAAGCCUUCAAAAUACAGCCAGGUUAACAGCUGUUAAUUUUGGCAGCUGUUUAUAUACAGUUAAAUUAUGCAUUUAUUUUAAUGAGCAUACCUAGGUACUUUAAUUACAUGCACUACAUAGCAGAUAAUGCAAAUGGUGGUAUGCCGAGAUGAGAUGUGAGCUAGAAACCAAUUUAGACUUGAAGAUCCAUUAUGCCAAAUCAAAACACUACAGCUGUCACAUGAAUGAAGAUUUACAGAAGGAACAAUUUUGUUGUUCUAGUUAAUAUAUAAAAUGUUUGACCGGAGAAGUAUAAUUACAUCACCUCAGUGACAUGCUUUCUGGAAACUGUAGAAAGAGUUAGGUCAUGUUAACUGAGUUGACGUGAUUGGUGCAAGAUGUUGAAUUAAGGCCUUUACCUUCUUUUACUUAUUUAUUUUUAAGUCUAUGCUGGAAGGAUUUCUGUGUCCGCUAGUGUGAAAAUCAGACUAGAGCCUAAUCCUACAGAAGUUUUUUUUGAACAGCAAACAUCUCUAGCACUGCAUGCCAAAAUAUAAGGGGCGGGGGUGGGGUGGGGGGGGAACCACACAAAAAUUGUGCCUUGGUAGGCUACUAUGAACAUAAUCACAGUGCAUGAAUAUAUACAAUAUUUGUAUUGGUACAGACCCUAGUUAUUUAAUAUAUGUUAAAAGGAGAAUGGGAAUCUGGAUUUCCUAGGCUAUGCCCCAUUGCUGGAAAUGAGGCGCACAGUAGCUCCCCGUGAAAGUGUGUGUUAAUAUAUAAAAGGAGAACGUUUGAGAUUUUUUUUCCCUUUUUUAAUGAUGAUGCAUAGCAAUGUUUUUAGUUUAACUUUUUAUAUGAAUGUAAUUUAAUUCAUUUUUCUACUAACUCAAUUAUAUUAUGUUUUAUAGUUGGUUUCCAUUCUUUGCAAUUUUCCUAAUGUCCCAGACACAGUGCUUAUGUUUCAUAGGAAUAUUUUUGUCGGCAAGUACUUUGGGUUUUCUAGUUACCAUAAAUCAGAUUUACCUUAUGUAUAAAAAAAAGUUUACAUGAUACUGUAAAAUGUAUAAUAUGUACAUAAUCUUCAGAAUACAAUUAUUUUGGUAAAUUGGCCUGUAUUUUUAAUGUCACAGUUGCAGUAUUUAAUUAUUUGAGGCAUAAUAAAACUUGACUGCAGUCAAUAAACUAGAAUAUAGUUACUGA